Molecule: messenger RNA, 1701 nt
Organism: Durusdinium trenchii
Lineage: Eukaryota; Dinophyceae; Suessiales; Symbiodiniaceae
Source: the annotation of a GenBank genome assembly
AUGGACCCGCGUGGGCCGGAGAUCGGAAAUGCUGCCUCCAAGUAUGCCAAGAGCCAGGAUUGGGAGAAGGCUCUUUCCCUUGCUGCAAGCCAUCCCCUGGAUGGUCGGGUCUAUGUAGAAUUGGCAACGGCCUGUGCGCGCCAAGUGCAGUGGAGAGAGGCGUUGCUGAUCACGGACUUGGCACCGAGGAAGAGCCGUUUGUUCGUAGCCACCGCGGGGUUCAAAGCGCUCGAGGAGGCGAUGCAGUGGACGAGAGCCUUAGAGGUCUUGAAGAGCCUGGAGAGCAGCACUCGCCCGGGCUCAGUGUCCUACAAUGCUUGCUUGAGCGCUUUGGCUCGGGGGCAGCGAUGGAUGGAGAGCCUUGAAUUAGCCUCAGAGAUGAGGGAGAAAAAGUUGAUGAACAUCAUCAGCUACAACAGCUGCAUCAAUGCAUGUGGGGAUCACUGGUUGCAAGCCUUGGACUUGCUGGAGGAGCUGUUGAGGUCUUCACUCCAGGCUGAUGUGAUCACCUUCAGUAGUGUGAUUACCGCGUGUGCCAAAGGGGAUGAGUGGCAAAGAGGAUUGGUGGUCUUUGAGUCGGCAGUGCACUCAGUGGAGCCCAACCGGAUCCUCCUCUCGGCGGCGGUGACCUCCGCCGCGCGCGGCGCGCAGUGGCCACGCGCCAUGGAGAUCUUCGCGCGCGCUGAUGGGAGCAGCGUGCAACCCGACGUCAUCAUGGCAAGUGCUUUGAUCAGUGCCUUCGAAAGGGCUGGGGAGUGGGAGCGAGCCUUGUGCAUUCUUGCUGACCUACCAGCCCAGAAGAUCAAGGCCAACCUGGUGGCUUACAAUGCCGCCCUGAGUGCCUGCGAGGUGGCGGGAGAGUGGCAACAGGGACUUCAUUUGCUGGAGGAGCUCCACCAGCAGAAGCUCUCUGCAGAUCUGGUGACCCUGAACGCUCUCCUGGGCGCUUGCAGCCGCGUGCAACGAUGGGAGGAGGCGAUGGAUUUGCUACGAGCUGCUCAGCAGAGCAAGUUGUCAUUGAACAUCUUUGCGUGCAGCACUGCAAUCAGCACUUGCGAGAAGGCGAACGAGUGGCGACGGGCACUCGAGAUUUUUGCGGAAGUGAAGGCUCUAAAUUUGCAGCUGGAUGUGGUUGUAUUGAGUGCUGCCAUCAGCGCUUGUGAGAAGGGCGAGAAGUGGCGUUUGGCUUUGUCGUUGCUGGCGGAUUGUCGUCAUUUGGAUGCCAACAUUAUCUCCUUCAGUGCCACGAUCAGUGCUCUGGAAAAGUGUAGCCAAUGGGCGCAGGUUUUGGAAUUGCUGAGGUGGUUGCCAGUGCAACGGCUCCAGCCCAAUCUGAUCACCUACAACGCAGCGAUCAGCGCUUGCCGGACACACUGGCCACUGGCGCUGCAUUUGUUCCACGAAGUUGGUUUAGUGAACCUGCAGAGAGAUUCAAUCACCUACUAUACUGCACUGAGUGCGUGUGAGGAAGGUCUUGCUUGGGUCCAUGCUUUGACCAUCCUCUCCCAGCUCUCUCAGCUCUCAUCCUCACCCUCCACGACCGCGGCCGCGUGUGUGGCCGCCGUUCCGUGCCUGGCGGGGCAGCGAGGGCCAUCCGCUACGGUGUUGUGGGCGAUGGAAGAGCUGCAGCGCGCGGCCACAGGGGUGGUCCAAAGGGAGAAAAAAGGUGGCCGGCACUUGAAAGCAGUCGAGCGGUGUUAG